AUGCCUUUCUGGAAUAUUUAUCACAGCACUGGCGUUUUCACGGACCAGGACAAGGCCGCUAUUGCCAGAGGAGCGACCGAGUUUUACAGUCGAGCCGGUCUUCCCGCAUUUUACGUCCACACGCUUUUUACUUCGAUGGAACGAGAAAAUAGCUUUACAGGUGGCAAAUUGCACUCUACACCUUUCGUCUUGAUCGAAGUCGCGCACGUUGCGAGAAACUGGGACGGAAAAAAAGAACACGCGGAAUAUAUCAAGAAGGGAAUCGACCGCGUCAUGAUGCCCUUUACUACCGACAAGGGGAUCCAUCUCGAGUACGCAGUUCUGGAAGGGCCAGCAGCGUUGUGGAGAAUCGACGGCGUGGACCCUCCGGAGGCAUUUGGACCAGACGACAAGGAUCAGGCGGAAGUGAACCGGAAAAUCCUGGCUGGAAAAUAUCGUUCAUCGCUUUAA
Molecule: messenger RNA, 450 nt
Organism: Akanthomyces muscarius
Lineage: Eukaryota; Fungi; Ascomycota; Sordariomycetes; Hypocreales; Cordycipitaceae
Exons: 1
Coding region: 1-450 (149 amino acids)
Source: RefSeq, a predicted model, not a curated record